Notothenia coriiceps (black rockcod) is the source of this 1632-nucleotide messenger RNA. RefSeq names its product complement component 1, q subcomponent binding protein (gene c1qbp). NCBI's taxonomy places the organism in Eukaryota, Metazoa, Chordata, Actinopteri, Perciformes, Nototheniidae. Gene Ontology annotation, cellular component: mitochondrial matrix. Bases 147 to 1013 code for a protein of 288 amino acids. Gene Ontology annotation, biological process: cytosolic ribosome assembly. The transcript is spliced from 6 exons. The record is from RefSeq and is a predicted model, not a curated record.
UCACACUGACGAAAGGUCAAUGUGUCCUUCCACACACAUGUGUUCCAUAAUCUUGAAGCAAGCAGCAGUAACGGGGAGUUAGCCGGUAGCUGUGAGUUGUCAAACCUAUUUAUCUGCACUAAAAGCCUUCACAUUUCUACACAGUCAUGCUAAAGUCAGUUGUUCGUGCGGUGGGAGCCGCUGUCCGCCUCUCUUCAGUCGCCACUUCCACAGCCCGAACCCUGCCUCUCAGCUGCCAGACACUGUGCUCUCCAAGCUCGGCCACAACUCGGCCCUUCACCCGGUCUCUCUGGAUGCUGAACAACAACGGAGCGUCGUCAGGAUACAGGCCAAAACUCUUCAGUUCAAAAGCGUUGAAUCCCUCGAUAUCAUGUGGAUGUGGAAGCCUGCACACAGAAGGUGACAAAGCAUUUGGUGCUUUCCUGUCUGAUGAAAUCAAAGAGGAGCUGAAGAUCCAGAAAAACAGCAACCUUCCUAAGAUGUCUGGAGGAUGGGAGCUGGCUCUGAAUGGCACAGAAGCUAAACUCUCAAGGAAUGUUGCCGGAGAGAAAAUCACUGUCACAUUCAACGUCAAUAACAGCAUUCCUCCUAACUUUGAGGAAGAGGCAGAGCAGGGACAGCAGAAGUCCGCAGAGGAAGAGCCAGAAAUUGUAUCAUCACCCAACUUUGUUGUCGAUGUAACGAAACAGGGUGCAAAACAUUCCCUGGUGUUUGACUGCCAUUUCCCUGAAGAUGAGGUGAGUCAUGCUGAAGGAGAAGAGGAGAGCGACAUCUUUGCCAUUCGUGAGGUCAGUUUCCAGCCUGAGGGAGACACAGACUGGAAGGAGAACAGCUACACACUCAACACAGACGCUCUGGACUGGGCUCUGUAUGACCACCUGAUGGACUUCCUGGCUGACCGCGGGGUUGACAACACCUUCGCUGAUGAGUUGAUGGAGCUGAGCACGGCCGUCGAGCAUCAAGAGUACAUCAAGUUCCUGGAAAACCUCCAUGGCUUUGUCAAAUGUAACUAAUGUUAGGUACAAGUUAAAUGUCACUAUUCUUCAAAACACAUCCUGGCAAAGUUGAAGGUUUGAUAAUAUAAUACAACUAAAUCAAAUGCUGCAGCGCUGAUUGACACCUUUGGAAAUCUAAAGAGACUCAGUGUCUGUGGCAGUCAGCCUUCUUGCCAGCAGUUGUCACAUCAGUACAUUGCUGCAAAACAUUUAUUUUCCUUUUUGUUCUUUCUUUUUUAUUUGACUAUUUUUCUGUAACUUAAAUGAGAGUUUAAAUUAAAUAUAUGAAGUUCAUAAAUAAGGCUGGUCACGACUCUGCAGAUACCCCUUUUUAUAAAAAAUGUCCCUCAAUUGUAGAGUUCCUGUCUUAACUGCACGGGUUUCAUAUGGUCCAGUCAGUAAUUGUGUCCAACUGUCCUUAAGCUAAUAAAGGGAUAAUUUGACAAGAUGUGUACUCUGUUCGCAAAAAAAUCCUCACUUAUCUUUAGCUUUUACAGUUGGAGUCUUACUUCUAUGUUGACUAACAUUGAUUUGACUCUGUCAGACCAUAAUAUGUGAAUUAUUCAUCUGAAUGGCAUACAUCAGCAUGUCUUCAGAGAAUGAAAGGUCAUUGUUCAAUAAAACAGUUUGAUAUAAA